Molecule: messenger RNA, 2290 nt
Organism: Elaeis guineensis (African oil palm)
Lineage: Eukaryota; Viridiplantae; Streptophyta; Magnoliopsida; Arecales; Arecaceae
Product: myosin-binding protein 7
Source: RefSeq, a predicted model, not a curated record
AUCAAAAAAAUUCCAUUUCCAAUAGAGAGUCUCAGACUCGUAGAGAGCGGGGAGGAGGAGGAAAGGGAAAAUUUCCUAGGGUUUCGAUUUUUAUUUAAAAUUUUUUUUUGCGAACCCUCCUCCCUCCCUCUCCCGCUUUAUCUAUACAAAUCCAAACCCUAGGCGUUUCGAUCUGAGAAAGAAAGGCUUGGGCAUCGUCUCGCUGGCAAUUUUCUCCCUUCUCCUCCCGUUCGUUCUCCUCUUCCUCCCCCUCCUCUCUUCUUCCUCCCCCCAACUCCCCACUACAACGGGGGAGGAGGAGAUAGAGGAGGAGGAAGAAGAAGCGGUAGCGCCAGCUGUUACGGCGGCAGAGGCAGAGGCGGAGAGGGGGGGAGGCGUGGUUGAAUCCGAGAAGAAGGGGAGGAGAACCGAUGCUGGCGGGGGGGAAUCCAUGGAUUCCGAGGAAACCUCGCCGGCGGUGGCCCGGCCGCCACCGUGCGACUGCUCUUGCCUCUGUUGUGGCCCCAACUCCGCCCCCUCCGCCGCCUGGCGCCGCUCCCUGAAGCGCAAGCUCGACCAGAUGGAGGCCGAGGUGGCCGCGGCCACCAUGAACGCCCGCCGCGACCGUCCCAUCGCUGGGGAGGGAGAAGGAGACGAGGAGGUGGCCCGGGUGGAGAUUGAGAACGAGGCGGUGGCGCUUCGGGAGGCGCUGGGGAGCCACCAGCAGUCGAUCCAGGAGCUGUACACGGAGCUGGAGGAGGAGCGGAACGCGUCGGCGACGGCGGCGAGCGAGGCGAUGUCGAUGAUCCUCCGGCUCCAGCGGGAGAAGGCGGAGGCCCAGAUGGAGUCUCGCCAGUUCAAGCGCUACGCCGAGGAGAAGAUGGCUCACGACCAGCAGGAGAUCACCGCCCUCGAAGACCUCCUCUUCAAGCGCGACCAGGUCGUCCAAUCCCUUUCGUGCGAGGUCCAGGCCUACAAGCACCGCCUCCUCAGCUACGGCAUCACCCCCUCCUCUGCCGCCCCCACCCCCACGGAGCCCCUCACACCUGACACCGCCACCGCCACCGCCAUCGUCUCUGCCAAUGCCUUCAAUUCCCAAUUCGACCUCCCUCCACCACCUUCGCCGCUGUCAUCCUCAUACGACUACCCUCCCCUCCGCUGCACCAUGCCCGCCGAGGCUGACAACGAUGAUGCUGCCACCGAUCUCGAGAAGUACCCCUUUGGCGAGACCCCUCGCGAGCACCUCCAGAAGCUCGAGCAGCGCAUCUGCCAAUUGGAGAGAAUGCCGAGCAGCAGCCAUUUUGUCAUGGACAAGGGGGUCAUUGGCCAGUCCCCGAGAGGACGAGGAGGAUACCGCCCAAAGUAUCUCAGAAAGUUCUCCUUCGACAGCUUUGGUCCUGGGUCGCCCACAUUCAACAGAGGAGAAGAAUUUCCUGUCGUGGUGGACCGUGCAUGGGAUUGCGUUGGGAGGGAUGAUAUGAGCGACAGGGUGUACACGGUUGAUGCGGUGCAUGGGGUGACGGUUGGGGCAUGCGAGUCAUAUAUGAGCACACCGAGAGAGUUUCAGAGCCAGCGGGAUCCAAGCGGUGUUGAAGAAGGGGAGAUACGGAAGCUGUACAUGAGGCUCCAGGCUCUCGAGGCUGACAGGGAAUCGAUGAGGCAGGCCAUUAUAUCGAUGGGUACAGAUAAGGCGCAGAUGGUGCUGCUGAAGGAGAUAGCUCAGCAGCUAUGUAAGGAUGCAAUGCCGGAGAGGAGGAUCGUAAAGAAGCAAUCUUUUCUCAAGAGAUUUUCAAUCAUGUCCACUUUUAAGCGGAUUGUGUCAUUUCUUUUCUGGAGAAAGAAAUCUUUCCGGAUCAAGUACACGUUUGGGAUAUCGAGCAACAACGCUGGCUUAUUGCUGCUUUUAGACAAGAAUUCCCGUGUGAGGCAUAGGAGAUUUCUUACAAGAACACAGGGGUUAUGAGGAUCGAAUUUGACUCUCCUACAUGCUACAUGAGCAGUUCCUCUAAAACAUAAGUGCAUUGGUAUAAAACUAAAUGGGAUAUUGGUCAUGUUGUUCCAUUUGGAAAUCAAUUCUUUUGUGGAUUUCAUCAGAUUGUAGAUGAAAGUCUCUUUCUUGCAGUUCUUUCUUUCUUUUUGUUUUUUGCAUCCAUCACUGUGGCUUGAAGCUUUUACAUGUUCCAUGAGAAAGCAGGGAGCGCGUAUAUAGGAAGCAUGCUCCACAAUCUGUUGAGCUACAGCUUAUGCUGGGCAUCCUUGAUAUCCUAUAUGUAUAUUGAGGUCUUCGUAUAGCCAUGGCAUCAGCAUGUGA